Molecule: messenger RNA, 555 nt
Organism: Staurois parvus
Lineage: Eukaryota; Metazoa; Chordata; Amphibia; Anura; Ranidae
Source: the annotation of a GenBank genome assembly
AGUCUUACACAGGUGUACCUGCUCCUCCCCUUCAGUCUUGCACAGGUGUACCGGCUCUCCCCUCCAGUCUUACACAGGUGUACCGGCUCUUCCCCUUCAGGCUUGCACAGGUGUACCGGCUCUCCCCCUCUAGUCUUGCAGAGGUUGUACCGGCUCCUCCCCUUCAGUCUUACACAGGUGUACCGCAUCCUCCCCUUCAGUCUUGCACAGGUUGUGUACCGGCUCCUCCCCUUCAGUCUUGCACAGGUUUUUGUGUACCGGCUCCUCUCCCCUUCAGUCUUGCACAGGUGUACCGGCUCCUCCCCUUCAGUCUUGCACAGGUGUGUACCGGCUCCUCCCCUCCAGUUUUGUACAGGUACCGGCUCCUUCUCCUGGACUGAAGUGGCUUCCACUGAUUUCACCGCACACUGGGAGCCUCUCACAAUGUGCAUUAGAAGCUGCAGCAAGUCAGAUAGAGCUCUACUUUCUUUCCUGGCUGGAGGACAUCCAGCAUCAUCAGGUCUUUUCUCCCCAGCCUGCCUGUCCCUGACCCCACCCCUUUCAUUCAUUAGAGCU